Molecule: messenger RNA, 2792 nt
Organism: Juglans microcarpa x Juglans regia
Lineage: Eukaryota; Viridiplantae; Streptophyta; Magnoliopsida; Fagales; Juglandaceae
Product: glutamine--tRNA ligase-like
Exons: 24
Coding region: 174-2558 (794 amino acids)
Biological process (GO): translation; glutaminyl-tRNA aminoacylation
Cellular component (GO): cytosol; cytoplasm
Molecular function (GO): glutamine-tRNA ligase activity; ATP binding
Source: RefSeq, a predicted model, not a curated record
CCCCCCCCCCCUCUGCCCCCUGCCGAGACUCUCUCUCUCUCUCUCUCUCUCUCUCUGUGUUUAUAUUCGGGUUUUGUUAGGGUUUUUCUCAGUUUCUAAGCCGGCUUCCCCUUCCAGAUAUAGACACCAAUUUAGGAGUCCCAAGCCCUUAGGUCCGUUGCUUUCUGGGAGAAAUGCCUGGGAAGGAGGACAGCUCCGACAAGGAGAAGCACUUGGAGCUGUUUCUGAAGAUCGGAUUGGACGAGCGAACUGCGCGAAACACCGUCGCCAACAACAAGGUUACGGCCAAUCUGGUUUCUGUGAUUCAUGAGGCUGAUGUCACCGAUGGAUGCAGUCGGACCGUCGGAAAUCUGCUAUACACGGUUGCUACAAAAUAUCCAGCAAACGCCCUUGUGCAUCGCCCAACCUUGCUGGAAUACAUUGUUUCCUUGAAGAUUAAAACCACAGCCCAGUUAGACUCGGCGCUUUCAUUUUUUGCAUCUACUGCUUCAGAUGAUUUUAAGUUGAAUGAAUUUGAAGAAGCAUGUGGUGUUGGUGUUGAGGUUUCAGUAGAAGAAAUUGAGCAAACUGUUAGUGAGGUUUUUGAAGAGAAUAAGAAUGUGAUUUUGGAGCAACGAUAUCGAACAAAUGUGGGUGAAUUAUUAGGUCACAUUCGGAAGAGGCGCCCAUGGGCUGAUCUGAAGAUUGUCAAGCAAUUCGUUGAUAAAAAGUUGUAUGACAUACUUGGUGAAAGGACGGCAGCUGAUGAUGAAAAGACUUCCAAGAAGAAGAAGGAUAAGCCUGAUAAAAUAGAGGUCAAAGCCAUUGCUGUUGUUACUCCAGAACAGCCAUCUGAAGAGGAGCUUAAUCCGUUUUUGAUAUUUCCUCAACCAGGGGAGAAUUUCAAGGUGCAUACUGAAGUAUUUUUCAGUGAUGGUUCUGUCCUGAGGUGUUGUAAUACAAAGGAACUGCUUGAAAAACACUUGAAAGCAACCGGAGGAAAAGUUUUAACCCGCUUUCCUCCUGAACCAAAUGGGUAUUUGCAUAUUGGUCAUGCUAAGGCGAUGUUUAUUGACUUUGGCCUAGCAAAAGAGAGAGGUGGAGGAUGCUACCUUAGGUAUGAUGACACAAAUCCUCAAGCUGAAAAGAAAGAGUAUAUUGAUCAUAUCGAAGAAAUUGUCCAGUGGAUGGGCUGGGAGCCCUUAAAGAUCACUUACACCAGUGAUUACUUCCAAGAUUUGUAUGAUUUAGCUGUGGAGCUCAUACGCCGUGGUCAUGCAUACGUUGAUCAUCAGACCCCUGAUGAGAUAAAGGAGUACAGAGAGAAAAAGAUGAACAGUCCUUGGAGGGACAGACCGGUUGCAGAAUCAUUGAAACUUUUUGAUGAUAUGAGAAAAGGACUUAUUGAAGAAGGGAAAGCAACACUGAGGAUGAAGCAAGACAUGCAGAGUGAUAAUUAUAAUAUGUAUGAUCUUAUUGCUUAUCGUAUCAAGUUUACUCCUCAUCCACAUGCUGGAGAUAAGUGGUGCAUCUAUCCCAGUUAUGAUUAUGCUCACUGCAUUGUGGAUUCUCUUGAGAAUAUUACACACUCGCUUUGUACACUUGAAUUUGAGACACGCCGUGCUUCAUACUAUUGGUUAUUACAUGCACUGGGCCUUUACCAACCAUAUGUAUGGGAAUAUUCACGACUUAAUGUUACUAACACGGUGAUGUCUAAGCGCAAGCUAAAUUGGUUGGUAACAGAAAAGUGGGUUGAUGGUUGGGAUGAUCCUCGCCUUAUGACACUAGCCGGUUUGCGUCGUAGGGGUGUGACUUCAACUUCAAUCAAUGCUUUUGUUCGAGGAGUUGGGAUCACUAGAAGUGAUAAUAGUACAAUAAAUUUGGAUCGCCUUGAGUAUCACAUAAGAGAAGAACUAAACAAAACAGUGCCUCGUGUAAUGGUCGUGCUACAUCCGCUGAAGGUUGUUAUCACCAACCUAGAAGCUGGCUCGAUAAUAGAUCUUGAUGCAAAGAAAUGGCCUGAAGCUCAAUCAGAUGAUGCAUCCUCUUUUUACAAGGUCCCAUUUUGCAAUAUUGUGUACAUUGAACAUUCUGACUUCCGUAUGAAAGAUUCCAAGGAUUACUAUGGGCUUGCUCCUGGUAAAUCUGUCCUGCUCAGAUAUGCAUUUCCCAUAAAGUGCACUGAUGUUAUCCUAGCUGAUGAUAAAGAAACUGUUCUUGAGAUCCGGGCAGAGUAUGACCCUUCCAAGAAGACAAAGCCAAAGGGUGUUCUUCAUUGGGUGGCUGAACCUUCCCCCGGGGUUGAUCCACUCAGGGUGGAAGUCAGAUUGUUUGACAAAUUGUUCCGUUCAGAGAAUCCAGCUGAACUUGAUGAUUGGCUUGCUGAUCUGAACCCUCAGUCCAAAGUGUUGAUUCCCAGUGCAUAUGCUGUACCCUUCCUGCAGAAUGCUGCAAUUGGGGACAGAUUUCAGUUUGAAAGGCUUGGUUAUUUUGUGGUUGAUAGAGACUCCACUCCUGAAAAGCUUGUCUUCAAUAGAACAGUCACGCUAAGAGAUAGCUAUGGGAAGGGUGGGAAGUGAGUUUCUGACCAUGGAAACCGCAAGUAAAAUGAACUUUGGCAGGUUCGAGCUACUAACUUGCGAGUAUUUUGUGUAGGUCAUGUAAGGUUUUUUUUUUUAUAAAAUAACACAAAUUAUUCAUUGCAAUCUACUUUUUCAUGGACACUACAACUACAUUUAAAAUUGUGUAUGCUCAACUUUAUUUCACGUGUUGUAUUGGGGAAAAUCUAUUCAAAAUCAGUUAGAUUUCUUUUA